UGGCCACCGAGAUCUUCUUCUACUUCCCGAUCUACAACCUGAACGACGGGGGCAUCGGCUCCGUGCUCUCGAACCAGGGCGCCUCGAUGACGACGAACGGGGCGCCCAACGACCUGCUCAACAACUUCAACGCGCUGACGAUUAUCGUGGCGGUGCCCAUCCUGAACUACGGGAUCUACCCGCUCCUGCACAAGUACAACUGCCACCCGGGGCGAAUCACGCGCAUCACCUUCGGGUUCUUCCUGGCGACGAUCGGCGGCGUGGCGGGCGCCAUCGUGCAGUACCGCGUCUACAAGACCUCGCCGUGCGGCUACGACGCCUCCUCGUGCGCGACCGGCGUCUCCCCCAUCAGCAUCUGGUGGCAGCUGCCCAACACCAUCCUGUCCGCGCUGUCCGAGAUCUUCUGCAACGUCACCGCGUACGAGCUGGCCUACGCGCGCUCCCCUGCCAGCAUGCGCGGCCUCGUCAUGGCCGUCUUCCUGUUCAUGACCGCGCUGAGCAGCGCGCUCGGCGAGAUCCUCGUCCCCGUCACCGAGGAUCCCUAUCUUAUCUGGAUCUGGGCCGCGCCGGCGAUCGCUUUGGCUGUGCAGGGCGUCUUGUUCUGGUUCCGCUUCAAGCAUCUCAAUAAUGACCAGUUCAUGACGGAUGAGAAGGACUACGAGGGGGAGGAGGUGGAGGGGGCGCGGAGUGAGCCGAGUGUUGUCGGGGAAGAGAAGGAGGUCGUGAAGAGUGGGUAG
Molecule: messenger RNA, 737 nt
Organism: Aspergillus aculeatinus CBS 121060
Lineage: Eukaryota; Fungi; Ascomycota; Eurotiomycetes; Eurotiales; Aspergillaceae
Product: PTR2-domain-containing protein
Exons: 1
Biological process (GO): transmembrane transport
Cellular component (GO): membrane
Molecular function (GO): dipeptide transmembrane transporter activity
Source: RefSeq, a predicted model, not a curated record